AUGGGCACCAUCAUCGAGUUCGAGCUGACUCUCCCCGGGCCGCGGUGCGAACGCAGCCAGGACCCCCCAGCCCGGUGCGCAGCGCGCCCUCCCCCGCGCCAUCGGGGCCCCUGGCGGCCCAGGCCCUCCCCGCCUCCGCGCGCGGCCCUCCGCGGCUGGAUGCCCGGGGCUGCUCCGGCUGCGGGCGGAGGGGCUCCCGGGGCUUCAGGCAAGGCGGCGGGGAGCCGGGGGGCGCCGGCCCAGCUGGGGCAGAGGACGCACGCGGCCGGCCGGGCGGCGCGCGCUUUCCCCUCCCCCGCGGCCCGGAGCGCGAGCCGCCGUGACGUCAGGGGCCGCCCGCCAGCCCAGCGCUCCAGCGGGCAGAGCGCGUGCGGCCGCCGAGCACAUGGGCCCGCGGGCCGGGCGGACUCCGGGCGGCGGGGCCCGGGGGAAGGGCGAGGGGCCGCGAGCGAGGAUGAGCCCCGGCACGCCCCCGCCCCGGACCCCCUCGAGUGGAUUUCCACGCGGAAAGGAUGUUGGCGGUCCCGGUGA
Molecule: messenger RNA, 531 nt
Organism: Rangifer tarandus platyrhynchus (Svalbard reindeer)
Lineage: Eukaryota; Metazoa; Chordata; Mammalia; Artiodactyla; Cervidae
Source: the annotation of a GenBank genome assembly